This is a messenger RNA of Lacerta agilis (Sand lizard), 941 nucleotides long. RefSeq names its product WAP four-disulfide core domain 1 (gene WFDC1). Gene Ontology annotation, biological process: regulation of cell growth. Gene Ontology annotation, cellular component: extracellular region. The record is from RefSeq and is a predicted model, not a curated record. Gene Ontology annotation, molecular function: peptidase inhibitor activity. NCBI's taxonomy places the organism in Eukaryota, Metazoa, Chordata, Lepidosauria, Squamata, Lacertidae.
ACCUGAUCAAACUUGGGAGCACAAAACUUCUCCGACAACGUUCUCAGACGCAGAGCUCCUACGACCCUCUUUUAGGACUAAUAGCUGUGUGUGCUUGCAUGAAAGGGGCUGGCUGAGCUGGACUUUUGCCUGACCGAAACCAGCCUCCUCUUUUCUGCUCUAAAGAAAUCUGAAGCCAGCCUCGUCCUUGCUGAAUUUGGAGUCGGGGAGUUUCUAAUCGUUCACGGUGUAAGGAGAAGAGACGGGUCUGUGCGUGUGUGUCAGAAUGGGGUGCAGACAGCAUUUCUUGGUGGUCACUCUGUGCUUGACGCUUCUCCUAUCCCCACAUUGCUGCUGUGGGAAAAAGCGCUGGAGGAGAGCCUCACACCUGAAGCUGGCAGAGAAAUAUGAUGACUAUGAGUACCCCCUUCAUUCCCAUGGAACGCCUUACCAGAAGAACGACCGCUGCCCCCCUCCACCGCAGACGCCUGACCGGGCGUGCGAGGUGCCCAGCUGUCGCUCGGACUCCGAGUGCGAGAGACACAAGCGCUGCUGCUACAAUGGGUGCAUCUAUGCUUGCCUGGAGUCAGUGCCCCCACCUCCAGUUUUGGAUUUGGUUCAGCCCAAGCCACGCUGGCUGGGUGGAAAUGGCUGGCUUCUCGACGGACCGGAAGAAGUUUUACAAGCCGAAGCAUGCAGCACCACAGAAGAUGGAGACGAGCCUCUGCACUGCCCAACAGGAUAUGAAUGCCACAUCAUUAAUCCUGGCAAUGCCGCUGAGGGCAUUCCCAACAGGGGCCAGUGUAUCAAGCUCCGUGGGAACUCUGAUGGGUGGAAUCUAAGGCCUAAAUAUUACAAGGAAUAUUUUGGAGGCAGUUCCAAUAACGUGGUGGGCUACGUCAAACAACAGCAGAAACACCUUGGUUAAUUCCGGCAAAGCCUUCGGGGGGGGGAUUCUCUCG